UAUCGCCGUCAGGAUCGAGUGGGCCUUCUUCGGCGCUGGAUGCCGACGCUCAGUCUUCUCCGUUCCAGCAUUCAUGCUUUUUCACUCACCAACAAUCUCAGCGCUGAACAGAAUAUAGGAACUAGUGUGUAGAAGUGAAAAUCUGUGUCUAAAACUACUGUCACUGGAUCAAUCGUCGGUGUUAGAAAAAAGUGUAGGAAUCUUUUAGCUCAAGUAAAACUUGAGACAAGUGAUUUUUGCAAACUUCCAAGCUCCUGAGGAGGAAGUGGUUUAUCGAUAACUCUUCGUUUCUGAUCUAUCGAACUUGACUGCUGACGGGAGUGCUUUGUGUUAUCUUGUUUGGUUUAACCUAAGAAUUUUGCUAGCAUCGGUGUGCGCUUUGGUGCGAAAGUGUUGAAGUUGAAAAUUAAAGCUUCGCUUUGCUGACUGGUGAUUGGCGGAGAGUGCGAAAGCAAUCAAUUGUGAUAUCGCAAACGCAAUUAAACAAAAUAAAAAAAAACGCAUCUUCCUGCAAAAAUUUUGUAAAUUAAGCUUAGCGUGUUCGGCAACAUCAUAUCUUUAGUAUUAUCUAAGUAUUAGAAUACAACUUUUCCAAUAAUAAACGAACCAAACAAAUGUGAUCAGAGAUAUAGUGUGAUAAUAGAAAGGCAAAAACAUUGAUAAUAAACCCUGAAUCGAAGAUUAGCAAGUGCAAAGGGCGUGUGAAUCGUGUUUUGUUUAGACAACAAGAAGCAAGAGUCAAUUUGUUACAGAAAACCUAUCAGAAAGCAUCCUUGCUGUGGGUAAAACGUUAGAAUUAUUCAAUUGAUAAACCAAGAAAUAAUCAGGAGUGGUCAAGUGGUUUUAUUUCUGGUAGUAGGCGAGCAAAAGAAGCUUGGAACGAAACGGAAUAACAAACAUAGAAACCGCACACUGGAGAAAGCGAAAGGAAUUGACCCGUCGUCGUUGUUGGUUCAAAAGUGGGAAGCAUGAUUAUAUAACAGCCAAGCAGCAGUUCGAAAUCAUUGCCAAAAUCAUCACACCAUCAUUACCAUCAUCAGCCAGGCGUCCGUGAAAAGCGUACGAGAAAAAAAAAUCACUAAUGCCGGGGAGCAAAAUAAUCAGUAGUAGGCGGUGGUGUGGGAGUUGGUCUCAGUUUCGUUGAGACCAUUGUGUUAAAAGCAAAAAAAAAGGAUAUCGCAGUAAGCACCGACUGAAGCUCAACAACAACAAUAUCUAGCGAGAGAUGAACUAACAAAGCAAACAAACACGAAUCACCCCAAAAACCAAGAAAAACCAAAGGGAUAAAUGUAAAUUCCUUUGAACUUAGUUGGUAGGCAGCUGGCGCCCUUUCAUCAUGCCUAGCAGGAAUAACGACGACGGGAAGUAGAGGACUAGAACGAACCAGGAACAAAGUUGGACGGACAUUGUGGCCAGGGAACAUCAACAAACACACGUGCGAAUCACUCGACGAAAGGUGAAAAAGGCCCCCUCUGGAUCAGAACCAGGGUUCUCAACCGGGCAGGGAUUGUGUGCGGUUUCGGUUUAAUUGAAAUCCCAACCGGUGAAAAAGGGGAUAUGACCACCAACAAAAGGAUCAAUCAGGCGGAAGACUACAGCAAGAGGGAUACUCAUCAUCAACCGGGACAACUCAAUACGCGGCCAAUACGUAUAUCCGGAACCGAGGGCCGGGACCUAGAAGUGCUUGAAAGUUUAUUUGGAAUGAUGCCUUUGUUGUUGUUGUCGUUGAUGUUGUUGUUAUUGGAAGCUCAGGCUCAUUCGAUGGGCGCAAAAAUUUGGCCGAGGACAUCAUGCUCGAUCCUCGGUGGUACUUUUAGCCGGUGGCGGCAUCUGCGGGAGGACGUUCAAUAAAUCUUGUUGUCCUCACCGUUGUUAUUGCUGUUGUUGAUGUUUGCACCUAUUAGAUAUAUUGUUGAAGAGAGAAAGCUUUGGAAGCAUUGAACAAACAAAAAAAAAAACACACACACAGAAUAUCAUAUCUUGCGAUACUUUUUUACAUACGAGUUACGAACCAGGAAGCAGAAAGAAAGUAGGUGAUACACGUGUAGCUGCUGAGAGAACCAAGAGACAGAUAAACCCACAGCAAAGCAUGGGGAAUGGUAUGAAUAAGGUGAUGCCGGGGUUGUACGUUGGCAACUACCGCGAUUCGAAGGACUAUCAACAGUUGGACCGUUUCCAAAUCACGCACAUCGUCUCGAUACACGAUAGCCCCAGGCGAUUCCAUCCGGACAAACACUACCUCUGCGUGAUGGCGGCGGACACGCCGGACCAGAACCUGUCGCAGUACUUCUCCGUCUGUAACGAUUUCAUCCACUCGGCGCGCCUCAAGGAUGGCAACGUGCUGAUCCACUGCCUGGCCGGGAUGUCCCGCUCGGUGACGGUGGCCGUGGCCUACAUCAUGACGGUGACCCCACUCGAUUGGAAGGAAGCCCUGAAGGUGGUGCGCGCUGGCCGCGCCAUCGCCAACCCGAAUCUCGGCUUCCAGAACCAGCUGCAGGAGUUCGAAUCGUGCAAGUUGCUUGAGGAACGGAAGCGACUCAAGGAACGUUUUCCCAGCUUAGCUUUAGAAACAGUUGAUAGAGAGCAAUGUACUCUAGCUUUAGAUCACUAUGAAACUUUGUUAGAAAAUAACGGUGUCUGUGAAGGCCAGUGCAAGUUCGGUAAAGAUUGCCCCACGGGAAUCUGCCGAUCGGAGUCACGUGGCCUGAGGCGUAAGGCCAGCAUGACGUCGCAAACCAAGAAGCAAUACAACAACAACCUAAGCCCAUCGCCUUCGACGUCGUCGCAGCUGUCGGUGCGAAGCGUCGGCGUCGGGAUGGCUCAGUCCUGUCCGACGUCGCCACGCUGCUCCAAGGGCCCCAGCAGCCUCCAGAAGGUGACGGAUAAUCCGAGGGCUGCGGGGGAUUAUGCGGCCGAGAUCGAUAUCGGCGAGCUGUCCGAGUUGCGGCGCAGUUCCAGCAUCGUGAGCACCUUCAGACCUCGCAGCAGUCCGGCCGGACUGUACUCGUACACCGGCUCAGCUCCCCCCUCGAUACACGGUUCCCGUGUUGAUUUGAGUAAUAGUGCCAUCAAAAACUCCGGAUCGGCCAUUUAUCUAGGAAAUAACAGCCCAACCGGAAGUCCUACGCAUGCACUUAAUCGUCGAAUCAGCUUGACUCGGUCGAAUUCGAAAUCGACUCCAAAAUCCACCCCGGAAUCGUCACCGAAACCUUCGCCAAAGAAGAGUGCCCCAAAGUCCCAACAACCACCGAAUUCGGGCGCGACCGUUGGGGGUGGCGGCAAAAGUACUAAUACCAGUAGUAAUAAUAGUUCCAAGCCCAAUGGAUCACCGUCAAAGGGUGGUGGUGGUGGUCAAGUGGCUAGCUCAAAAUCAACACCGAAACCUCCUGUAACACCAUCCAAGAAGAAUCUGACGACGUCAAAAGCAGUACAAUCAACGGCCGAACCAUCUCUUCCUUCCCGUUCAUCAACAUCCUCGCCUAUGCCAUCGAAAUCUUUGGAAAAAUCAAACAAACCCGGCGUUAAGCAUAAAUAACACAGAUAAGAUAAACAAUAGCUUUGACGUUUGACGCUAAAAGAGAUUGCAAAAAUUUAACACAGAAGUAUAUAUUCAUACAAGAAAUAUAUUCAAAAAGCAAAGAAAUCAAAUGUCGAUAUUUUGUCAAAAGAAGAAUCAGGCAGAGCAGAAGUAAUCAUAUUUAUAACCAAAAGAGAAAAGAAAUAAAAAUCGCAUAAAAACCACAUCAAACUACAAAACAACAACAAAACCGCACACACUUAUAUACCUAAGCACCAAAACCAUUACAACAACACAACUGUCACAAAGUGACGAUGAUAGGCAUUUUUGUAGCAAGUUUGUUUGCAAAUUGUGAUGUGAAAAAGCAACAAGAGAAAAAAAAAACACAACCAAAAUAUGAUACACAUUUAAAUCAUUAAAUCGUAAAAAUGCUUAGAAGCAAACGAGAAGAGAAAAAAAAAGAAACAAGCAUGCAAAUCGCAACCAAAAUGCAAUGGCAGAUCAUCAGUUGGAAAUCAUUUGAUAAUAAUGGAUACCAGGAGGAAGUUCACGCAACUCAUAUACAUGCAUACAAACAUACAUACAAACAACAUGUAUUAUAUUUAGUGAUUUUGUGAGAUUUUAUUUUAUACGAAACGAGUCGAGUCGAGGCGCGUCGAAGAAAUGAAGACACUGAAUAAAUAAACCAAAUUUUAUUGGCUUGUACUGAA
This is a messenger RNA of Uranotaenia lowii, 4227 nucleotides long. RefSeq names its product mucin-1. The transcript is spliced from 7 exons. Gene Ontology annotation, cellular component: cytosol. The record is from RefSeq and is a predicted model, not a curated record. Bases 2090 to 3535 code for a protein of 481 amino acids. Gene Ontology annotation, molecular function: protein tyrosine/serine/threonine phosphatase activity. Gene Ontology annotation, biological process: protein dephosphorylation. Lineage: Eukaryota; Metazoa; Arthropoda; Insecta; Diptera; Culicidae.